Messenger RNA from Paramecium sonneborni, 709 nucleotides. The record is from the annotation of a GenBank genome assembly. NCBI's taxonomy places the organism in Eukaryota, Ciliophora, Oligohymenophorea, Peniculida, Parameciidae.
AUGAAAACAAUCGAUUAAUAAAGACAAUAUAACAAUAAUUAUUUUUUUAAAUAGUGUUAAAAAAAGACAAAACCACUAAUAAAUCUGACUAUUUAAGGAUUUUAGAUGAGGAUUAUUAUCAAUAAAAAUAAUAAAUAAGAAAUGAUUUUAUGGUCAUUAAAGUUUUUAAUCAUCUAAUCAGCUUUUGGAUGGAGAGAUUAUAAAUAGGAUUUUCGCACAGUAUUUCCAGAUGGAAAUGAUUUAUGUCCUGAGUUUCAUGUACACAUGCCUGGUUUACAUCCACAUUAAUGUGUUUGUAAGAAUUAUUAAUAUUAUUAGCGUAUGCCUCUGUUUGUAAUGGAGUAACAGAAGUUUAAGCUAUAUUCUCUAAUAAUUUUUAUUAUUUAUGUCAUCCUAGGUUCAAAACAGAAAAUAUGACAAAAGAUGAAAUAUCAGUAUUUUGUUAACAUCCAUUUUACUUGAAAAUUGAACUUUCAUUUACUGAUGGAUUGAUGUAUUAUAGUUGUGAGAAAAAACGUGAAAUUGAAUUAUGCUUAAUACAUUUAGCUUACCCUAAAGAUUUCGAAAUUGAUUUAGGAUAUAUUUAUGAUUGUUAAUUUUGCAAACCUCCUUAUUUUGGAAGAGAUUGUUUAAAAAUAAACCCAGGAUACGAUUAUGAGAGAAGUAAAAAUUCUACUGGAGGUAUAUAUAAUUUUUANCAAGAGUUUGA